CCUAGGUUUCGCUCUGAGGACCUGAUUGCUGUUAGCAGAAGCGAUGAAUGAGCAUCUGCCGAAUUUACUAGAUACUUCCUCGCUCGAAUACGGGACCUCCGAUACUCUUAACCCUUCUUCAACUUUUCAAUCAGCUACUUGAUUCUGCUCCGAUGCGGCACCCUCUCACAAAAAUUCUGUGACUCCCGAUGAGCGAACCUCCAUUAGCUCUGGAACAGAGUACGAUGUCGCAUACGGCUUUACAUAUACUCAGAACGUAGUUCUGAUCGACCCGUACAAUGAGUGACUCUAUCUGGAUAUCGCCCUUCAUUGAACACUGCCUCUCCAGCUACCACACCGAGGAGGACUUGCGACCUGACCGCGACCUGAAAUGGGAAGAUGAUGGAAGUAACCUCCGUUUCCCAAGUCCUGUCAAGCACAGCGCCUUGAUCAACUCUUGGAAUCUCCCAAAUGCCAUUCUGACCGAUUCGGACACGCAAAUCGAAGCAAGACUAUCAGGCGAAUCCCUCCAAGAAUAUGGUAGAGCCUUCCCGCGGGAACCGCUUAGCAGCGAUGGGUGCCGAGGGUAUCUCAUUCAGUUGGACAAGUUCGAGCUGGUUUACGCAUACUCUACUGGAAAGCCAAGCGUUAACCUUUACGUCGAACGGUUCAGUAUCAUAUGGGGAAGAGGCAAGACUAGGUCUCCGCCAACAGGGAAAGUGAUUAGGAAAAAGCGCCCUCUGGUUUUGCUAAUGCAGAAAGUUUAUGGUGAGAUCAAAGCCAGAGAAUCACAAGAAUUGCAAGCGAAGAACCGAUCCAAGGAAGAACUAGGGAGCGAAGGGAGCGUUGGUGAUAUUCUCGCAACCCAAGCAAUAAAUGGUCAUGCAUAUGCUUCCACACAGGCCCAUUUUAUGUCUCAAUUAUCUUCCCACCUAUCCGCGAUUGCAGAGCCAAGACAUGACCCAGUACACGAUGCAACCAGUUCGCAGAGCAACUCGAGACCAGAAACCGCAGAAGGGUCACGACCGAGCCGAGAGAGGUUUACGGAUACGCACUUGUUGAAUCGGCCAUCUGUGACUGCUGCGGCAGGACAUUCUCGCGGUGCAAGGAGUGUAUCUACUACUAGUAAUAGGCUUCCAUCCCCCGACGAAGUGCAAAGACCAACGAAUACACCUCUGAAUAAAACUCCACCUGUGGAGGCAGAGAUUAGUUCUGGGCCAGCUGGGCCGCAAGUCAGCACAACUCGUCCGUCUCCGCACGAUCUUACCGGAAAGGGUAGUCCGCCUGUGAAUAUGGAAGGAAUGUUACAGGGGGAAGACAUUGAAAGGCGAGACUCUCCGUACUCUCCUGAUAAGCAAUUGAAUUCCCAACUGCAAGCUUCACAAAAUGUUACUUACCGGCCACGAAACCCACGGGCAGAUACAAGUCAGAGUAUGGUUGACCCCUGGGAGGAUAUGGCGGAAAUCAGAAGCGUCGAUGUCACGGUACCAGCAGAUCAAAGGGAGAUCCUGGGGCGUGAAAAGAGCCAGUGGUAUCCACCUCUGAUUGGGCAACCCAGUGUUUCCGGCCAUGUGCCGCCGGCCUUGCUAGACGAAUGGAAUAAAAUUGUCCUCCGAAGGAGCCGAAGAACAGCAAGCAGCAGAUCGAAUUCCGCGGAGGAUGACCGGCCUAAUGACUAUAAUACAUGUUCGUCAGGAAGCCAAGGAUUAGCAGAUAGGAGAUCAAAGUCUCCGGGAGAUGAUCGGCCUAGUGGCCAUAAUACCCCGACAGCAGAAGGCUCAAGAACAGCCGACAGUACAGCAGAAUCUCCGGAAGGUGAUGGAUCCAGUGAGCGUGACACACCGUCGCCAGCGACAGAAACUUUUAGCUGGAGCGACAGCCCUGACCAACCUCCGCGUCGUGGUAGGGGGACUUUACCAUUGCCAGACGAUAGCAGUCCGCCCAGGGGACAAUCUGUAUCUCGCGCACUACAACGGAUGAGCUCAGGUGCGCUGGGAGUCACAAAUCCCACCUCCCACGAUUCAACGAAUGAGAACCAUCCACCAUUCGAGGCUGGUCAAGAACAAGUCCUUGGUAACUCAGCUAGAUCCCUUGAACUCGCGAGGACUAAACCAGCGUCUGAAGUUAUUGCACUGACCGUGGUGCAUGGCAGCGGCGGACACGAAUCUGAUGACAGCGGCUCUGAAUCAGAAAUGGAUGAAAUAGUACCCCAGCCACAGAGCGGUAGUACGCAACAAGGAGUGUCUAGUGAGCUCGAAAUGUCAAGCUCAGGCCCGCAAUUGCCUGGGUCUACAAAACAAAUCCAGGUUGCGGAAACUCCAUCAACAGUUCUGCAUAAAUCGCGUGCUAUAUCAUCCAAACAAGGUGACUUGGAGCUCAGACCAACGAAUUUGGAUCUUUCUUCACAGGCCGACAAGACUUCGUCUCAAUCACGCAUCGUCAACACGUACGCAAGCCUCGAGGGAGAUAGCAGAGAGGAACUGUUUCAGGGUAGCUCAAAAUCUGUUCUAGAAAACGAGGGCGACAGUGCAACCGGUGCGCAAGUAGUCGAUACGCCAAUAAGCGGCCAGGCUCCGCAAACGCAGGAUUUCACUUCUCAAUCCCAGUCGGGUUCUCUCUUGCCUUCAUCGGCACCGAAGAGUACCGAAUCGAGCGCACCUAUCGCGGUCGCUACGUAUCCAUCGCAGUCUUCCAACGCCUUUUCGUCCUACCGCGACCUUCCUUCAUCGUCAAUGUUUUCGAUGGUAGAGGAGCAGAGGAGCCCCAGCAUACAGCGUUCUGCACCAGAAAGCCCUCUCAUACCUCCGAAGCGCCUUGCAUCUGAGAUUGAUGCCGACUUCAACACAUCACCGUCAAAACGAAGCAAGGUGGAUCAAAAGCCAACAAUAAUCGAUCUUGAAACUGAAUAUGACGCAAAACUCCUUUCCCGCUAUCAAGAAUGCAUCAACUCAGCACAGUCCACCGAAGCGUCAAAAGCUUAUAAGGAUUUCUGCCGCACCUACCCUGCGUACGUUGGGGAUUUCGCUCAUUUUGUGAAACUCUGCUCCAAACUACAAGCGUUCCGGGCACGUGGCAACCUACAAAGAUCUCCACUGUGGGAUGAUUUUAUUAUCAAAAGUCUUGAAGACUAUGGUGCCUAUGCAGAGCAAUGUAUGGCAAAUGGAACCAAGCAGCUACCCUACGAAGAAUUUUUCGCUAGCUCUUUCUCAAGGCCUACUUACAAGAGUCGGUCUCUGUCCAUAGACGGGAUCAAUGCCUGCGCAGCUCAGUUUAUUACUAUUGACGAGACACCAACGGUUACACCACCUGAUCCAACGGCAGAUACGAAACUAUCCUUCACGAGCGGUAUUAGGGACCAACUAUCCAACUUCCACACGCAUUCCUUCGCGGCGACGCGAGAUUAUGAAUCCCAAGGCACCCAAGAAGAUAAUGGCAUCGGGUCUCAAUACAGCAUUCCCGACAGCGAGCCUAUUCGCGCCGCUGCACAGGAGAUUGAGCACGAAGAUACUCAGCAGACCGAUGAUAAUGAUGAAAUCAUGGAAGAUGCUGAAUAUAUUGGCGCAGCCCACGAAACAGCUAGCAUUGAGCUCGGUGAUGAAGAGUCCCCCAAUGUCAGGCAAGCCCUGUCUGGCGACGACGACGACGACGAGACUAUGGACGAUCCUCUAGGUGACGAGCUAGCCGAGACCGCAAACACAGAGCCAGCGGUCACCCGUGAAGAUCCGGCCGAGCACCCUUUUGAUGCAGUCGUAGAAGCGGACAGUGAUGUUGAUCGCAACGAUCAACAUGAAAUCACUGGCGCGGAUGCUCUAAAUGCACAAAUGGAUGAUGAAGAUGAAGUCGGAGAAACAGAGGAAGACGAACCCGAGCCCGCUUCCGCAGUUGCAGACAAAAACGCAGAAGUCGAAGAAACAUAUGAUGACCAGUCCGAGGCUGCGAGCGAAACAGCCGCAAACGCAAACGCAGAAGUCGACGAGGUCGAAGAAGCUGUCGAAAAAUUAGUUGACGAAGUAGUCGACGAAACGGCCUCGGACAUAGACUUCGCAGUGCCCGACCCUGAUGACGCUGACGACCCCAACGAGAACUGGUUCCUCUCCCUACGCAACCUCUACCCCGCAGAGCCCGUCUGGUCCGACGACGCCAACACUCCUUUCAAGAAAUGGGCGCGGGCAGAUCAGAAUGUCUUCAGUGUGCGGAAUCGUCGCGGGGGCGCGCAUGUGUUGACUGACGAGCAGGGCGUUAUCCAGCGGAUGAACCGGACGAGUUGGACGCGGCGAUGAGUUGCUAUGUUUUGUUUCUUUUGCUUAUUUUGAUUGGUUUCAUGCGAUUGAUACCUCUGACUCGAUCAAUAUUCAAUAUUUCUUGCUUUUCAAGCCUUUCACGGAGGUUUUAUUACUAUAUCAUAGCGUUAUAUGGGUGCGCGAAUCGUCCGUAAUUUCACUCCCAGUAAAGUUUGCGGGAGAACAUUGAAUCUGUACACGGUAUCGUUUGUGAGCACCUGAGGCACUCCAAGGCUAGUAUUACCACAUACGACAUUUCUAGAGAAGAUCUACUCAAACCAAGUAGCUACGUGAUCAGUGUACUUUACUAGUAUGUGAAUGUGGGUAAAAUUGAUAAGAUGUGAUUCAUUAUCGAGAUCAGGGUAUCGUUAUCGUUAGUAAGAUCUAUCAACAUCCCAUGCGGCGGUGGCAGGGCCCGAGGCAGUCAAGCUAACAUAGCAAAUAUAUAUAGCAAAAAGAGAUAGCCAGCCGUAAACUAAUGCAAUUGAAGAGCUAUAACAAGUAAAUUCAAGUCCAGUGCAACUUGCAUGAGGUCGUCAAUCCUUCAUUUUGAGUUUUAUUCCCCUUAUGUGAUGAGUUUUGUAUGUGUGUGAAAGGAUCGCUGGAUAAUAACAGGUGCGAAGUGCGUGCUUAGACGUGACGGAACGGCUCGUAGGAGGUCGUUCGCUCCGGCGCGUGAGGGUACUGAGGAGCCGCGCUGUGGUAGUGUUGUUGCUGGGGAGAGGGGAACGCGCCGCUUCCGACAGGCUCGUAGGUGUAGGGAGCCUUCUCGGCGGUGAUUCCGCCGCGGUUGCGGCCGUGGCGGUGGUUGUAGGGUGAACGGCCGGAGCAGCAGCACGAGCUGAUAGCCCAGAAGAGCGCAGCGGCGAGCGAAAAGGCGGUUGCAAGCCAGGUCGCGACGUAGAUGUUUCGGCCCAUGUGUCCCUCGAUACCGUACGGCUUGAUCUGGUCAUUGAAGACACCCGCGACGACGGCGAACAUGGCGGUUGAGGUUGCCGAGGCGGCGGCGGUGAAGAGGAAGGCGGCGAUGGCGAUGAGGGUCGUCACGCAGGAGCCCCAGCGGCUGAAGAUGGCGGUGAUUCCGAGGAGGAGCUCGAGGGCGGUAGCGGCGAAGGCGAUCACAUAGGCGACAAACAUCCAUUUCGAGACAUUGCGAUAGACGUUGAGGGCAUCGUCGACCUUGUCGGGAAGGGCGUUUUGCAGGCCCAGAGUCUCGAGAUUCCAGACCUUGACAGGGUCGAACCAGAACUCGGCUUUGGGCGAGGAGCAGUUGGAGACCUUGUAGUUGUUACUCGAGGUCACGUUGCCCUCGCAGUAGCCGAGAAGACCAAUGUUGUAGAAGUCGGGAAUGCGGAAGUAUUUCUGGACUUCGUCGAGAGCGGCGGUAAUGUCGCCGUCGUCAACGGAGAUGUUGAGGUUGUCGAGGACAUCGCCGACUGUCGACUGUAUGGAUGAGGAACCGUUUAGGUCUCGUAAAUCGGCCUAUCGCGAUUGUUAGAAUUGAUCGCAGCGAUCAUGGGAGAGGUAAACUCACUCUGAAGAAAUACAGAUCGCGGAGCGAGUCUGUGCCGUUAUCUGUGGAGCCGAGCCCAACGACGAUGAGGCAUAUUAAGGCGGCGAUAGUGAGGACAUAUGGGGUGAAGAUGCAGACAAAGCGACCGGCUUUACCCAUUUUUAAUUAUUGUCGAUGGAUGUGAUGGUAUAAAGAAGCAAGGGUGACAAUUGAUGAAAGAGGUGAGAUGAGAUGAAAGAGGCUAUCUGAGCUGAGGAAGAGGCUGGAUUUAUGGCCGAUGUGUUGCAGGCCAGCUUGAGGCGACGAAAGAGGCGCAGACCAGCUUCGCCUCUUGUUUUCUAAUUUAAGGAUAAACAAAUAAAAUUUCUGUGGCUUGAUCAUCACCCAGCCUAACUGCUUCUGGUAAAACCACGCGUCCCUGACGUCUGCCCUCCAGCCUUUCCUCCAUCUCCAUCUCGAUUUCCACGUCACUUUCUAAGUUGUACAAGCAACGGUCGAGUAUUGAACCGCGAUAUAUUUUCUGCUUGUCCAUCUAUGAUUGACUGAGUCUCAUUUCGCGAACUCUCUCGGAAGAAAUCUCACUGUUAGAGUUCUCAUACGGGCUGUGUCAGCCUUUGGUUUCGGGUUAGGCUUCACUAUUUCAGAUCUUGGCACGCUGGCCUCCAGACUGCGGAAUGCCCCCACACCGAACAUCAAAUUCCACUGCCUGCGUUUCCGCCAACAACGCUUCGUCAUCUCCUGUCCCACGGUCUGCUCAGGUCCUGAAAAGCGGUCAUUGGACUCGCGUAGGCAUCGACAUUCCAAUCCUCCACCUGCCCAAGCUUCUAGAAAUCGCGGUUCAAAAUUAGAACUUUGAAUAAACUACAUAGCGGAGUUCCAGUUGUACGUAGGCUGUGUUAGCUUCAUCAAAUCUCAAAAUCUCGAAUCUCCGCCGUGCGGCUGAGCUCAGCCUUAUCCAGACUCCAGAGUCCACUUGGCCUCGGACUUGGAGCCCAGCCCCCGUUUGUCACAUGACCCCAGCCUUGACUUUUUCUGCCUCAGGCAUGAUGUCAGUAUUCCAUAGUGCAAACAUUCAAGCUUCAUUCUCCGGGGCCAAGUGUAGGAAGUGUGAUAACGGAAAUCUUAUUGUCAUAAUUACGAUGUCGACAGAUAUAUAUAACGGCCAAAGUUGGAAGAGUAUAUAAUACCACGAGCAUUUGAUCCACCACGCAAUCAUCUAUUAGGUCUUAGCCGACUAGGCUAGAAGCAAACUAGAAGAACUGGACAACAAAGAUAACCAGAGUUUCUGCACUAUUUCUAUGCAUGAUUGAAUAAUGAAAAGCAACGGUCAUUUCAAGAGAUAUGUGCAUAUCAAUCUUUGUUAUAUAUCCUCUUGGCCAUGGCGUAACAGUCUAAAUACUACUCUUAGUUUAUUUCUUUGCAUAAUUAAAAGCAC
Aspergillus calidoustus is the source of this 7207-nucleotide messenger RNA. The record is from the annotation of a GenBank genome assembly. Lineage: Eukaryota; Fungi; Ascomycota; Eurotiomycetes; Eurotiales; Aspergillaceae.